AUGGCAUCAGCUGGCCCUGGCAUCCCCGACUCUCUCAUCCCCAAGGUCACAGACUACGUCCGCACCUACAUGUCCAACUACGACGGAUCCCACGACUUCAACCACAUCAAGCGCGUUGUCCACCUCGCCAAGAUAAUCCAAUCAACCGAGUCGUCUCCCGAGAAUCCAACCGAUGUCUCUGUCGUCACCCUCUCCGCGCUGCUUCACGACGUCGGCGACAAGAAGUACCUUCGUGAAGGAGAGAAUCCCGAGACCAUGGUACGAGAAGUGCUCUUAAGAUUCGGCGCCGAUGAGGAGCUUGGCGAUAGGGUGCAGGCGAUUUGCCUUGGAGUGAGCUAUUCGAGCGAGGUGAAAGAUCCGGAGAGGGUGAAGAGAUUGAUUGCGAUUUACCCUGAGCUCGCCAUCGUGCAGGACGCGGACCGGCUAGAUGCCAUCGGUGCCGUGGGCAUAGGCAGGACCUUUGCUUUUGGCGGAGCCAAGGGUCGCACUUUGGGGGACACUUUAGAUCAUUUUGAUGAGAAGUUACUUCUUCUUGAAGGCAUGAUGAAGACGGAGACCGGAAGGAAGCUGGCUAAGGAAAGGGCUGAGAGGUUGAGAACGUUUGCCUCGUGGUGGGAGGAUGAGACAAAAUCAGUGAGCGAUAUCUAA
Messenger RNA from Scedosporium apiospermum, 648 nucleotides. RefSeq lists its product as uncharacterized. Lineage: Eukaryota; Fungi; Ascomycota; Sordariomycetes; Microascales; Microascaceae. The record is from RefSeq and is a predicted model, not a curated record. The transcript has 2 exons. The coding region runs from base 1 to 648 and encodes 215 amino acids.